Cooperia oncophora is the source of this 538-nucleotide messenger RNA. Lineage: Eukaryota; Metazoa; Nematoda; Chromadorea; Rhabditida; Trichostrongylidae. The record is from the annotation of a GenBank genome assembly.
AUGUUUGGCACGGCAGUUCUGCCGAUCGUAGCCGUGCUGCUCGUCGGGGACAUCGACGCCCAGUUGAUUCCGAAUCACGUCUCUAUCAACGAACAACAUAAGCACAUUGAAGCUGACUCCAGCUGGUUGGACAAACGUCAACAGGAAGUGCAAAGAGUAGCCCUCGAUGCCUCCAAUAAGGAGAAAGUGAUUCUUGAUCUCUUAAACACCCAACAGAGAUUCCAAGCCUCUGCGUCCGGUAACGUAGCUGCAGCUGAGACCUACGAUGGCAAAAGAGCUCAAGUGCAGAAGAUCGGAGACAAGGGUGGUAUCGCUACCGUUGACGGCCACAAAGCUCAACUGAGAACAAAAGAGGACGAAAGUGGACGGCAUGCUUUCCUAAAAGCCGACGGAAAAUACGAUCUUGACACAGUCGCUUCCGGGGAUUUGAAAGACCCUGCGAAAACCUCGUUUGCUGCCACCAAUGACCGGUUCGAUUUCAAGCUGAACCCAAAAAGUCAUGACAACAACACCGGCACCGGAACCAUCGGAUUCAAUG